UUUAUUUGUUUACAAUUAAAUAAAUUAAUUAAUUAGAAUAAUUUUAACUUUUAAUUUUCAUCUUUAACAUUAUCUCCAUUGAGUUUGUGAUCAAGUGAUGGUAGAAUUGUUAUCAAUAACUGUUGAUUAUCUGCUUUUAACUUUCCAUUUUCAAGUGUCUUCUUAAAAUCUAUAUUUUGAUUAUUAAACAGAAUGGUUGUUCAACAAACUGGUAAAUCACUUGGAUUUAUUGCUAAAUUGAUUAAUUAUGGUAAAAUUUUCCGCCUUACCUUUAGACGUGAUUUCAAAGGUUCACGAGUCCUUGUCUCGGCCAAUGUCAAACUCUGGAUGCUCCGUAAGGCCAAUGCAACGGUACCCGCCAUGUUUACCACAAUCGCCAAGAAGAAUGAAAAUAAAACAGCCCUAAUUUACCAGGGAAAAGUUUGGACUUUCAAGGAAUUGGAUCAAUUUUCUAAUCGAAUAGCACAAACCUGCAUAUCCGCUGGUUACAAACCUGGAGAUGAAAUCGCUCUGUUAAUGGAAAAUCGGCCAGAAUUUGUUGGUAUCUGGAUGGGAUUAGCGAAAGCCGGAUUAACCACCGCUCUUCUCAACACUAAUCUCAAAUCAACUACACUUUUACAUUCAAUAAGUGUAAUUAAAACUCGAGCGUUAAUAUAUGACUCGGUACUAGAACCAGUUGUUAAAGACUUGAUGAAAUUACUUCCAACUGAUAAUCGUAUCGAUAUUUACUCUUAUGGUGCUGAUUCCUCCAAAUCUAGUGAUCAAAGUGAUGACAGGACAAUUAAAUUGGAAUCAAAACUUGCAUCUUCAAGUGAUCAACCUGUUAACUAUAAGGGAAACUUUACUGAUCGAUUGUUGUACAUUUACACUUCGGGAACCACUGGACUACCAAAAGCAGCGAUCAUUACAAAUGCCAGAUUCUUUGUUUUCGGCUAUGGAAUCCAUAAGAUCAUGGGAAUGACAUCGAAAGAUAUUCUUUAUACUCCACUUCCACUCUAUCAUUUUGCCGGUGGCGUUUUAGGAAUGAGCCAAUGUUUACUUUAUGGUACAACGAUUGUCCUUAGGAAUAAAUUCUCAGCGAAACAUUUCUGGCCAGAUUGCCAAGAGAACGGCGUAACUGUCGCUCAAUAUAUCGGUGAAAUUGCUCGUUAUCUUCUCGCAUUACCGCCAAGUGAAAGUGACCGCAAUCAUAAGGUCAGAUGUGUUUAUGGUAACAGUUUCCGUCCAUCUUUAUGGAAUGAGUUUCUACAACGAUUCGGUGUUGGUCAAAUUGUUGAAUUUUACGGAGCCACCGAGGGUAAUUCGAGUACCGUUAAUUUUGAUAAUCGUGAAGGAUCAUGUGGAUUCAUUUCCGUCCUGUUACCCCAAUGGUUACUUAAAAGGUUAUAUCCCGUUAUGUUGAUCCAUGUUGACCCGGAAACAGGGGAGCCGAUUCGUAAUUCCCAAGGAUUAUGUGAGAAAUGUCAACCCGGUGAAGUUGGUCAAUUGGUUGGAUUAAUUAAAUCUAAAAAUCCAAUUAAACGAUUUGAUGGUUAUGCUGAUUCAAAAGCUACUGAGAAGAAAAUUAUUUCCGAUGUUUUUAAAAAAGGUGAUUCCUAUUAUGCCUCAGGUGAUUUACUUUAUAUGGAUGAACUUGGAUACUUUUAUUUUAAAGAUCGGACCGGUGAUACUUAUAGAUGGAAGGGAGAAAAUGUUUCCACCGGUGAGGUUGAAGGUGUUAUCGAUUCCUUAACCAAUCAUGCUGAUGUUGUUGCCUUUGGUGUUCUUGUACCAGGUCAUGAAGGUAGAGCGGGAAUGGUUGCAAUCGGAGAUAAAACCAGAUCAAUUGAUCUUAAAUCGCUGCUAAUUAAGAUGAAGAAAGAGUUACCUCAUUAUGCUAUUCCAGUUUUCAUACGAUUAACUAGCGACAUUGAGGUAACAUCGACCUUUAAAAUGCCAAAAGUGGCCCUUAAAAAAGAGGGUUAUGACCUUAACCUAAUUCGCGAUCCAAUCUAUAUAUUAGAUUGGAAAAAUGAAGAGUACAAAAGAUUAGAUGAAAAUUUAUAUCAAUCAAUACUUAACGGUAAUUUUAAAUUCUAAACCCAAUUGUUAACCCAUUAAUCUUUAUUAUUAUGACAGUUUAAGGUUCCUAAAAUUAACCAACAUUAAUUGUAUUUUUGUUUGUGUUUCCUUCCUAUUUUUCUUGCCUUUUGACAAACAAAGAUAAUUUUCACUUUUUCUAUUCCUUCAAAAUCACAAGUAAAUUGUUAAUUAAAUCAAUUAAAUUGUCGACGAUUGUGAUCCUCAACUUUUGAAAAGUUGAGUUUUCUAAACCAUGUUAAACUAA
Panonychus citri (citrus red mite) is the source of this 2326-nucleotide messenger RNA. Its product is annotated as long-chain fatty acid transport protein 4-like. Gene Ontology annotation, molecular function: long-chain fatty acid transmembrane transporter activity; long-chain fatty acid-CoA ligase activity. Gene Ontology annotation, biological process: triglyceride homeostasis. The coding region runs from base 193 to 2079 and encodes 628 amino acids. NCBI's taxonomy places the organism in Eukaryota, Metazoa, Arthropoda, Arachnida, Trombidiformes, Tetranychidae. The record is from RefSeq and is a predicted model, not a curated record. The transcript has 6 exons. Gene Ontology annotation, cellular component: endoplasmic reticulum.